AUGAUCCAGUUCCUAGAGGAGGAGCAUCAGGGAAAGUCCGUGGUAUCACGACCCGUCCGAAAAGCGCGAGUUCAGAUCAUCAUAAGGGCCCAAUCUGGCUUAAACGAGAUGGUCGAACUUGUCGUCGAUCUUGACCAAGGCGUGGUCUGUAAAAAGGAGCAUCUACCUGGGAAACAUCCAUACAUAGAUUCUGCUUACAUGCAAGCAGUGGAGAACGCCUGCAGAGCCGACCCAAGAAUCGAAGCUGAGAUUCAGAAACUUCAACUCCCAGAAGGGAGCACUGUUGUCAUCGAACCGUGGGCGUAUGCCACUGAUGGAAUGAGUGACAUGACUGAGCGCACAACAAUGUGCUGGUUCUACAUGCAUAAUUCGAAAAACCCAGAUGCGAACUACUAUGCGUAUCCCCUGGAUAUAUGUGCAGAGGUAUCGGAGCAACUACAGGUCACCAAAAUUUACUACCUGCCCUCAUCAGAUAACAACCUUGUUUCAGAAGACGUUCGACCAUUUGACCACGAGAAGAUCCACUCCACCGAUCUGAGUGAAUAUCACCCUAGUCUACGACCACCACCACGAACAUCUACGAAGCCGUAUCAAGUCAUUCAACCUCGAGGCCCAUCCUUCAAGACCGACGGGAAUUUCAUAACUUGGGAGAAGUGGACAAUGCGCGUAGGAUUCAACUACCGCGAGGGACUUACUCUCCACGAUAUUCGCUACGACAACCGUAACUUGUUCUACCGCAUGUCACUAUCAGAGAUGUUCGUUCCCUACGGCGAUCCCCGAUCUCCAUUCCCCCGAAAAGGCGCCUUUGACCUUGGGAAUGACGGCGCCGGAAUCAACGCAAAUAAUCUUCGGCUCGGCUGUGAUUGCCUGGGUGUAAUCAAAUACUUUGACGGCUGGCAUAACACGACGACCGGAGAGCCAGUAAAACUGCCCAAUGUGAUUUGUUGUCACGAGCAGGAUGAUGGAAUCCUUUGGAAGCAUACCAAUUUUCGCACGCAAAAUGCGGUUGUCACUCGCUCCCGGAUUCUCGUCCUACAAACAAUCAUUACUGUCAGCAACUACGAGUAUAUUUUUGCGUUCCACUUCGGUCAAGAUGCCUCUAUUCACUACGAGGUCCGAGCAACGGGGAUAUUAUCCACAUGUCCAGUUGACAUUGGCGAUAAGGUAGGCUACGGUACCGUCGUCGCACCCGGCGUUCUGGCACCUUACCACCAACACCUCUUCUCUCUAAGAAUCGACCCUUCCAUCGACGGACACAAGAACUCCCUGCAAGUCGAAGAGUCUCACCCACUUCCAAUUGAUAACCCUUCCAUCCACAACCCCUUCGGAGUAGGUUACACGACACGUUCCAAAAUAAUUUUCGAAGAAGGAGGCCUAGAUCUCGACGUGACCAAGAACCGAACGUUCAAGAUCAUCAAUGAAAAUGUUGUCAACCCGAUAACUGGCACGCCUGUCGGAUUCAAGCUACUUCCAUGUUAUAGUCAGAUGCUCCUUGCGCACCCGGAUUCCUACCAUGCCAAACGAUCAGAGUUUGGCAGUCAUGCAGUUUGGAUUACCCGAUAUAAGGAUGAUGAGCUUUUUGCUUCUGGAAAACACACUAUGCAGUCCCUUGGUGGAGAAGGAAUUGCGUCGGUUAUUCAGCAGCGGAGGGAAGAUGAUUCUAGUGAGACGAGCGUGCGGGAUGAGGAUAUAGUCAUCUGGCAUACUUUUGGAUCGACGCAUAAUCCGCGCAUUGAGGAUUGGCCCGUUAUGCCGUCGGAAAAGAUGGUUGUUGGACUGAAGCCUGUGAAUUUCUUCAUAGGGAAUCCGAGUUUGGAUGUUGCUGUUUCUACCCAGGAGGGUAACAGAAGUGCUUUGGUCUAG
This is a messenger RNA of Penicillium odoratum, 1863 nucleotides long. RefSeq names its product amine oxidase. NCBI's taxonomy places the organism in Eukaryota, Fungi, Ascomycota, Eurotiomycetes, Eurotiales, Aspergillaceae. Gene Ontology annotation, biological process: amine metabolic process. The coding region runs from base 1 to 1863 and encodes 620 amino acids. The transcript has 2 exons. The record is from RefSeq and is a predicted model, not a curated record. Gene Ontology annotation, molecular function: primary methylamine oxidase activity; copper ion binding; quinone binding.